AUGAGUUCCCGCGCUAAAUGCCAGAGUAGCCCGGGGCAGAGAGGGUUCCCCAGGGGGAGGAACAGGCUCUGUGAUGUCACAGCGCCAAGACGCAGUCACAAUGCAGUCCUCACCCUCGAGGACUCGGCCCAGGCUAGCGGCAGACACCUGCCCGGCUCCGCCUGGACCGGAGCGACCUCUCGUGGCCAGGGCUCUGGCAACCGCUUCCAGCCUGGGACCAGCCUCGGCCUCCGGCAGGUGAGCACUGACCCCGGGGCGCACAGGCAGGGGCGCCCCGAUACCCACCAGCGGUCUGACCGUCACUCCCCGCUCAGAGCGCCGCGGGGCCUGGACAUGAGUGCCCAGGAGCCCCCACAGGGUCGAAGAUUCCCCAUUGAGGCCGGAGACUCUCCUGGCCUUGCAGCCGCCCCCGAAUCCCAGGACAACCCGGAGCCGGUAGCUACGGAGCGCAACCCGGUCAGCAUGGCCCGGCCGGCACCUCAGCGCCCCCUGUGGCGCGCCGCUCUCCCCAGGCCGCUGCGACGCUGCCCCGGCUGCCACUGCCUGACGCUGCUGCACGUGCCUAUCGACGUCUACCUGGCCAUGGGCGGGAGCCCGCGGGCCCGCGACACCUGAGCGCCUCUGUGCACAGCGGCUCCGCGGGAGCCGGGCGGGACGAGGCCGCACGCGCCGAGCACGAGACAAUGAUGCACAUUUUAAAAUAAAAGAAUGAUGCACAUUUUAAUAAAGCACAGCAUAAACUGUUCUUUCCA
This is a messenger RNA of Cavia porcellus (domestic guinea pig), 752 nucleotides long. It is a transcript of the gene Fam229a, whose product is annotated as family with sequence similarity 229 member A. The transcript is spliced from 2 exons. The record is from RefSeq and is a predicted model, not a curated record. The coding region runs from base 1 to 615 and encodes 204 amino acids. NCBI's taxonomy places the organism in Eukaryota, Metazoa, Chordata, Mammalia, Rodentia, Caviidae.